AUGGCUGAAGGCCCUACGAAUGGGGCAGCUUCGUCCGCGUCUACCACGAUCAGAUAUGGCGGGCACGAUAGAUUCGUCCUCGAGCUCGAGUUCGUGCAGAUGCUUGCCAAUCCAAAGUAUCUGAAUUACCUGGCCACGCAGAAGUACUUUGACAAUGAGGAAUUCGUGGCCUACAUUCACUACCUGCAAUACUUUCGCCAACCAAAAUACAUCCGAUACUUGCAAUUUCCCGGGCCCACCCUCAGAGCACUCGACCUCUUGCAGGAAGAGCAAUUCCGGAAAGACAUCAUAAACCCCAAAGUCACGGACAAGCUGGCGGAACAAGGGCUCGCGGCAGCCUUCACAACCUGA
This is a messenger RNA of Zasmidium cellare ATCC 36951, 351 nucleotides long. RefSeq lists its product as uncharacterized. Gene Ontology annotation, biological process: regulation of transcription by RNA polymerase II. NCBI's taxonomy places the organism in Eukaryota, Fungi, Ascomycota, Dothideomycetes, Mycosphaerellales, Mycosphaerellaceae. Bases 1 to 351 code for a protein of 116 amino acids. Gene Ontology annotation, molecular function: transcription coregulator activity. Gene Ontology annotation, cellular component: core mediator complex; mediator complex. The record is from RefSeq and is a predicted model, not a curated record. The transcript has 3 exons.